CCUCGAUGAAACUCUCUGUGUUUGUUAAGUGGUCUGUCCCUAGCCACAAAACCGAGUCUGUAAAACCCUGUAGCUCCAGUGAAAAAAAGGCCUUCACACAUGUGUCUGCAUUUUCUGAUUCUUUUCUCUUUAGAUAAAGCUUGCUCUUAAGCAAAAGUCCUCUUGUUCUAAAUCUCUAGAUAUUUGGCAAUUGGCAUGGAGCUGCAGCUGAAUCAAUGGAGAGAGCAGCUAAAGAAGGAUGAGGCAGACCAAGAAGCAAAGCUGGCAGGGCUCUUUCUAUCUCAAAACCAUCAUCACUAUUCUUCAGCUCUUCCAUUAUUUGCACCUGAUGCUGAUGAGCCCACCUGCACCAAACUGUCAACUUAUUCACCUUCCUCUGCUACUGCACUAUCAAGUUAUAAAUAUGGGAGAAAACAAGGAGUGGGAGGUGGAAGAAGUUGCUUUAGUAUGGGGCAGUGGAAGGAGCUUGAAUUGCAGGCCUUGAUCUUCAGGCAUAUCAUAAAUGGUGCUUCUAUUCCUCCUCAACUCAUUCACCUCCUCAUCACCAACAAAAGCUUUAUUCUCUCCUCACCUUCUCCUCCUUAUUACCAAUACCCGCCUGCCUGGAUGCAAUCUUGGGAAAAGAGUGCUAUGGAUCCCGAACCAGGUAGAUGCAGGAGGACUGAUGGGAAAAAAUGGAGGUGCUCGAAAGACGCUGUGGCUGGUCACAAAUACUGUGAUCGCCACGUUCACCGUGGUAGAAACCGUUCAAGAAAGCCCGUGGAAAGUCCCACUCACAAACCUGCUGCUAAGCCUAAUGCCAGUCCUGCUAUUCCUGGUUCCGCCACUGAUAACAACGGUAACAGAGGUCUGUUCAAGUCGAAUACCAUGUCGCCAAUGUCAGCUGAGCCCCUGACAUUCAUCGGCGGUGGAAGCACCAGUUUCCCUCUAUCCAGGCCUUCAAAUUCCCCUGAUGUUCUCCAUUUCAACCAAAGGUCAGUUGAAUCUUUAGCUGAAACUAAAGGUCUAUCAAAUAUGGAUUCAUCUGAGGCUGAUAAAUCUGAUAGCCAGACUCUUCGCCACUUCUUCGACGAUUGGCCUAGAGCAAUUCAAGAGCCUAGAAAUACCAUGCAUAAUGCCAGUGUCGGAACCUCUCUGUCAAUAUCAGUUCCUGGAAAAACACCAACUUCUGAUGUUUCACUAAAAUUGUUCCCUUGUAUCGGGGAAGAGGCAGAGUCUGGCUCUGGAGAAGGAAAUGGUGAAAGAGAGGGAUCCCAAUUGCACUGGGGAACUACAUGGGGAGGAAACCAGAUGGGCGGACCAUUGGCAGAAGCCUUGAGAUCAUCAAGCUCUACUUCAUCGCCUCUGAGUGUUCUGCACCAGCUGCGUGCUUCUACGUGAGAAACACAAGCCAUAUCAACCCUUCAGGCUUGAGCUGAUUUGGCAGGGAAAGAUUUUCUGGCUUCUAUAUGGAAACAGCAGUCUGUUUUUCUGUUGUCUGUACUUCGUAGUCCAGCAUUAGUUGUGUAUAAAUUUCAUUCGCGCCUUGGUUCAACUAUCCCUGUAGACUAGUUUGUUUUUGGCUUGUAAUUAUACAGUCGCAAGCAUCAGACGGAUUGAGGUUGAGGUUCA
Daucus carota subsp. sativus is the source of this 1611-nucleotide messenger RNA. Its product is annotated as growth-regulating factor 3. The record is from RefSeq and is a predicted model, not a curated record. Bases 196 to 1380 code for a protein of 394 amino acids. Gene Ontology annotation, biological process: DNA-templated transcription; developmental process; regulation of DNA-templated transcription. Gene Ontology annotation, cellular component: nucleus. Gene Ontology annotation, molecular function: ATP binding. Lineage: Eukaryota; Viridiplantae; Streptophyta; Magnoliopsida; Apiales; Apiaceae. The transcript has 4 exons.